This is a messenger RNA of Oncorhynchus nerka (sockeye salmon), 2951 nucleotides long. RefSeq names its product peptidase inhibitor 15-A-like. The coding region runs from base 146 to 928 and encodes 260 amino acids. The record is from RefSeq and is a predicted model, not a curated record. The transcript is spliced from 6 exons. Lineage: Eukaryota; Metazoa; Chordata; Actinopteri; Salmoniformes; Salmonidae.
CUGUCUCUCUCUUAUCCACUAUUCUAACUAGGACUUUGGAAGAGUGUCGCCUGGCAACACAGACACAAGAUACAGCCGCAAAGUAGAAGAUUAAAUCAAGACUAGGGAUAGCCUACAUCCCGUCGCAUAUUUUAAAGAAGCAAAUAUGAAUGCUCCGCACUUUGCCAUGGACUUUCUGCUGUUGUGCAUAUCUUUCCGAGCAAGUGUAUUGGCAGCCAACUCUCCCACCGUGUCCUCGACGUUGCCAGACACCAAUUUCACCGAUCUUGGCGCAGCGUUCAGCUAUGGAGAAGCAGACAGCGAGAAUAUUCCCCUGACCAGGAGGAAGCGUUAUAUUUCACAAAACGACAUGCUUGCCAUUCUUGAUUACCACAAUAAAGUAAGAGGGAAAGUCUUCCCUCCGGCGUCCAAUAUGGAGUACAUGUCGUGGGACGAGACCCUGUCUAAGUCAGCUGAGGACUGGGCCCACGCGUGUCUGUGGGAGCACGGACCUCGACACCUCCUCAGGUUCCUGGGCCAGAACCUCUCUGUCAGGACUGGACGCUACCGCUCUAUUCUCCAGUUAGUGAAGCCCUGGCAUGAUGAAGUGAAGGACUAUGUGUUCCCUUACCCCCAGGACUGCAACCCCAGGUGCCCCCUGAAAUGCUACGGACCCAUGUGUACACAUUAUACACAGAUGGUUUGGGCCACAACAAACAAAGUCGGCUGUGCUGUACAUACAUGUCACAACAUGAACGUGUGGGGGAACGUGUGGAAACGGUCAACAUACUUAGUGUGCAACUAUUCAUCCAAGGGGAACUGGAUCGGAGAGGCACCCUAUAAAGUAGGCGUCCCGUGCUCCGCUUGUCCCCCCAGCUACGGAGGCUCCUGUUCCAACAACAUGUGCUUCCCAGCCCUCAACACAAACUAUCUGCAGUGGUUCAAAUAGAGUCUCCGUCCAGCCUGCGUCCCAAAUCACAGCCUAUUCUCUAUGUAGCCCUAUGGGCCCUGGUCUAAAGUAGUGCACUACAUAGGGGAUAGGGGGCCAGCCCUGGUCUAAAGUAGUGCACUACAUAGGGGAUAGGGGGCCAGCCCUGGUCUAAAGUAGUGUGCUACAUAGGGAAUAGGGUGCCAUUUGGGACGAAGACUAACACCAAGCUAACAUCUUGACCCCCCCCCCCCCCACCCCAAACACAGAGACUUUCCCUCCUGAAAGGAUUUGUACAACAGUCCUGAAAACAUGCUAUUUUUGUAUAUAUAUGGGCUUAUUUACGUUGGAAGGCAGCACAUUUUUUUUUAUAUAUAUAUAAUUAUGUGUACAUAGAAUGUAUAUUAAUGUUUUACGUUGUAACUAGAACUUAUGUUUUUAUACAAUUAUCCUAUGAUGAAUUGGAUUGAUUGAUUGAUUGAUUGAUUGAUUGAUUGAUUGAUGGAUUUGAUUGAUUGAUUGAUUGAUUGAUUGAUUGAUUGAUUGAUUGAUUGGAUUGAUUGAUUGAUUGAUUGAUUGAUUGAUUGAUUGAUUGAUUGGAUUGAUUGAUUGAUUGAUUGAUUGAUUGAUUGAUUGAUUGGAUUGAUUGAUUGAUUGAUUGAUUGAUUGAUUGAUUGAUUGAUUGGAUUGAUUGAUUGAUUGAUUGAUUGAUUGAUUGAUUGAUUGAUUGAUUGAUUGAUUGAAGAUAAUCUCGUGAACGGUGUUUAAUAACAGACAUGGUGCAGAUACUGUUUCAGUAUUACAGUAUUAUGGUUUACCAUCGGCCAUUGGAAGUGGAUACUCAUGGACACACCGCCUCACAAUGGUCCCAUGGAAACAACUGGAAACACCUUGUCAUUUCUGGAGGUUAUUGACACGGCAACGCUAGCAACAACAAACAAACAAAAAAGUGAUCGCUAACAAACUGUAAACAAUUAUAGCUGGCUAGCUAAUUAUCUUGGCUAACUUGUGGAGUUAAAAACAAUUCACUUAUUUAUCAUUAAUUAGCCACUGUAAAUAUAUUUGCUAUAGAAAAUGCUACGUUGUCUCCUGCGAGGUGUUGUUUACGUUUGACAGUUUUAUGACACCUCCACUUGCAGGCGUAGUAUGUGUUUCAGGUGCAUUUUGAAGUCGGAGGUAAAGACAAAGUAACACAGUGCUGGCUGCUAAUUUCAAAUCAAUUCAAAUGGUGCUGAACACACAGAGCACUAUUCAGCUCUCAAUGGUGCUGAACACACAGAGCACUAUUCAGCUCUCAAUGGUGCUAAACACACAGAGCACUAUUCAGCUCUCAAUGGUGCUAAACACACAGAGCACUAUUCAGCUCUCAAUGAAGCUAAACACACAGAGCACUAUUCAGCCCUCAAUGGUGCUAAAAACACACAGAGCACUAUUCAGCUCUCAAUGAAGCUAAACACAUAGAGCACUAUUCAGCUCUCAAUGAAGCUAAACACACAGAGCACUAUUCAGCUCUCAAUGAAGCUAAACACACAGAGCACUAUUCAGCCCUCAAUGGUGCUAAAAACACACAGAGCACUAUUCAGCUCUCAAUGGUGCUAAACACACAGAGCACUAUUCAGCUCUCAAUGAAGCUAAACACAUAGAGCACUAUUCAGCUCUCAAUGGUGCUAAACACACAGAGCACUAUUCAGCUCUCAAUGGUGCUAAACACACAGAGCACUAUACAUUCCACACAUCAUUCUCUAGCAUUUUAUACAGUAGGUUCAGUGAAAUGUGUAUACCACGACAGAUUGGACUACCAAUGUGUUUGGGCGUAUGGCAUGAUACUGUUGGCAUACUGUGUUCAGUAGACACCUUCAUGUCUUCCUUAAUAAGUGUUCACCAACUGUAUGUACGUAGAUAAACCCUCACACUCUAUUAAUAUCCUUAUACUACAUUCAUACUGAAAGUUAUUCUUUUUUUUAUACGGCAUAAGUAUUUCAUUGAAGGAGUUUUUUUUAAAAAAAAAUUGUAAAAAUGAACUGUAAAUAAAUAUGUAAAGGAA